Messenger RNA from Phalaenopsis equestris, 1193 nucleotides. RefSeq names its product enoyl-CoA hydratase 2, peroxisomal. Gene Ontology annotation, cellular component: peroxisome. The record is from RefSeq and is a predicted model, not a curated record. Bases 96 to 1037 code for a protein of 313 amino acids. The transcript is spliced from 11 exons. Lineage: Eukaryota; Viridiplantae; Streptophyta; Magnoliopsida; Asparagales; Orchidaceae.
UUCUCCAAAUUUCAUUUUAAUUUUCCGUUGAGGUCUGCUGUCGUUCUUCUGUGCACCUUGCACUGGCACCUAGGGAUUCAGCAUCACCCAUAGCCAUGGCGAGUUCAAGCUCUGCGGCUCGCAUCGAUCCUGAGAUCGUAAUCUCCCACAAAUUUCCCGAGGUGACGUUCUCCUACAGUGAAAGAGAUGCGGCUAUAUAUGCUCUAGGCGUUGGAGCUUGUGGAAGAGAUGCGGUCGACGAGAAGGAGCUUAAGUACGUUUUCCAUCAGGAUGGUCAGCAAUUUAUUGAAGUUUUGCCUACUUUUGCUGCUUUGUUUCAAUUUAAAAACAAUAAAAGUUUCAUUCUCACAGAUAUUCCUGGGCUGGAUUUUGACCCUAAACUACUAUUGCAUGGCCAGCAAUACAUAGAAAUCUACAAACCUUUCCCUUCAAGUUGCUCUGUUAAGAAUAAAGUAACUGUUGCUGGCUUGCAUGACAAAGGCAAAGCGGCUAUCAUUGAAAUUGAAACCACCAGUUAUAUAGAAGAAUCUGGCGAAGCUCUGUGCACGAACAGAAGUGCACUGUAUCUGCGUGGGUCUGGUGGUUUCUCAAAGCCCUCAAAGCCAUAUUCAUAUACAAACUAUCCAGCCGACCAAGUUUCUUCUGUUUCAGUUCCCAAACAUAAACCUUCUGUGAAAUAUGAGGAACAGAUCCCGCAAUCUCAGGCUUUGCUAUAUAGGCUUUCUGGUGAUUACAAUCCUCUGCACUCUGAUCCUAUGGUUGCAAAAAUUGCUGGAUUUGAUCGACCGAUAUUGCACGGCCUAUGCUCCCUUGGAUUCGCUAUCAGAGCUAUCAUCAGAUCUAUUUGCAAUGGUGACUCGACGGCUGUGAGGAGUAUAUUCGGUCGCUUUCUUCUCCAUGUGUACCCAGGGGAGUCUCUAAUUACAGAAAUGUGGAUAGAGGGUCCAAAGGUCAUAUAUCAAACGAAGGUGAAGGAGAGGAAUAAGGCAGUCCUUUCAGGUUAUGUAAUGCUCAAACACAUUCCUUCCUCAUUGUAGACUAUUAUGCAUGUUCUUCCAUACAGUCGCUUGUUAACUUUUACUUGUGGUAAUAAUUUGCAAGUAGUUCUACUGUACUUGUAUUAAUAAUAUUGAAAUACCUUGUAUUGUAAAUAAGAGGGUUUAACAUUCAUACCACAUAAUUCUUAUGCAUGU